UUAAAACAAUUUUUCGGUUGAACCACCGGUUAGACCGGUUGGACCAGUAAACCAGUGAACCAGUAGUUAGAGCGGUUUAAUGACCGGUCCGGUUUUCCGAACCUUGCUUUAUGCCCCUUUCGACCAUCCCGUACCGAACCACUGCCUGCUCCAUAGACUUGUACGAAUGGUGCUCAACACUUGGAGCCAAGCGAUGAAGACUUAGACCCAGAGGUAGAUGAGGUAGAUUCUUUUGAGUAACACGUUGACAACCUGUUUGCUGCAUCGGAGGCUUCAAAGCGCAAGGGACGCAAGACCACCGAAUUUUGGGAUGUUAAAACAAUUGAGUCCGAUGGGACAAUCAAGAAACUUCAUUUAAGUGUGAAAGAUGCUAUGAAGCCACCUAACGGUAGAAAUAUCGUACUCAGGUUCAACGAUAGACUGCAACCAGUUGAAAAUGAAGCUGGUAUACUGAGCGGCGUUCUCAGAAUGCUAGGAUCUAACUACACCAAAUUCCCAAUCUGCGAGAAGGACUGGAGAAAGGUUUGCUCUAGGGACAAGAUCUAUAAUGAAUGUGUAAAGGAAUUGUUCCAUUUUGAAGAAGAUAAUAGAGGAAUUAUCAAGCGUACAAUAUUGAAAAUGCUAGGAAGGGCUUGGAAGGACACGAGGAACCAUUUGUACCAUCACUUUUACGAUUCAGAAUUAACUCUUGAACAAAAUAUUAAAGGUCAUCCACCGGGAAUUACUGCGGAUCAUUGGAGAUGGAACCUUGAUUAUGCAACAGUGAAGAAACAAAGGAGAAGUGUAGGAAAAAUGCUGUGAAUCGAUCGAAACAAUUAUACACUCAUACUGGCGGAUCGAAAAGUUUGGCAAGGCUCACAGAAGAAAAGUCAGAACGACAAAGGCGUCCAGUUACUAGAGGGGAGUUGUUUGUCUUAACGCACAAAUGGUCUAAUGGUUCCUAUCUCCAUGAUGCAGCUAAGGCUAUUGGUGUAAAUAAUGUGUUGAGAAUCGCGAUGUUAUUUCCCAUAGGUUUUGUUUGUUAAAAUUGUGUUAAAAGUUUGUUCGGUUAGCAAUUAGCUAAUAAAUGCUUAUGUUCGCUUAUCUAACUGUGUAGGAAAGAAUUACGGAGAUUGAGCAACAUGAUGAAUCAUCUAGACUGUUGUCUCAGAAUGAUUCACUUGCUCCAGCUCUUGGAAAGGAGCACCCGAGUAGAGUGCGUGGCAUGGGUAUCGAACCGACUACUAGUCAAGUGUUCGGUACGAAUUCACAUCAGCCGAGUAUUGGAACUCAAAGGGAGGAGACCCAAAGGGUAUUGUUUGAACUACAAACAGAGCUAGUGGCUGAGAAAUUAAAAAGGAAGGCAAUGGAGGAUGAAGUAGCAGUCGAGAAGACGAAAAGGCAGGCAAUGGAGAGUACUCUGAUAUGUCCAGUUCAAAGGUAAGGUGGGGAGCUAUCACCAGACGUGGCUGCAUGGAUGAAUUCAUUGGAGGGACAGAAUAGAGAGUAGAACCAAGGAUUUGAAAUUUAUUCUGUAAUUUAAAUAUACACUUUUUUAAUGUUGACUAUGCAACUCUUAGUAAGGAAUAUACUUUAUUAUUAUUUGGAUU
Molecule: messenger RNA, 1589 nt
Organism: Arachis ipaensis
Lineage: Eukaryota; Viridiplantae; Streptophyta; Magnoliopsida; Fabales; Fabaceae
Source: RefSeq, a predicted model, not a curated record